AUGAAUGGUCGCAAUGCGCCUCUGUCACCUGUUUCUCUAGGCGGAAGCGAGUGGUCCGUUGGAAAAUACCCAAACAACACCGACGAUCCGUACGCAAACAACCGCGGCAACAUCGUCUCACCCCCGAAUUCUGGAGGUUCGAACGGGGCCAUGAAUGGUGCCUUCCCUCCCGGCCCUCGGAGCGCCGGCGGCCCUUCGCCACCGCCGUCCGUCGGCCGAUCCAGCAAUGGCACAAACCUGUAUGCGAGGAGUGAGAGCGGGAGGAGCAUCCGCGAGGAGCAAGCGGAAGGAAUACUCGGCGAACAUUACGUCGCCCUCAAGAACUAUUUGAACGGUGGACAGGGGGGGAAGCCGACGCCUGCCAACAAGGCGCGUGACAAGCUGCUGCGCUUGUCAUCUGUUCAGUUUCUCGAGCUGAGUACCGAUGUCUUCGACGAGCUGUUGCGGAGGCAGUCCCUCAAUCGCCGGCCCUCGGCCCCCGGUGCCCCCAGCCCUCCUCCUUACCUGCUGCCCGAAUCAAAUUUUCAUCCAAAACGCAACCAGGCGAGGCAAAAACUGUCCUCUCUUGGGCCGCCACGCUUCCGUGAUCUCGCAACCGACGUCUUCUGCGAGUUGGAGAGGAGGUUUCCCCGCUUUGCUGCUGGAGAUAUCCCCAGAGUGGGUAGCCCCGUAUCCGUCCGCUCACAGGCGACGAUCAAUGGAAAUGGCUAUCCGCCCAGGAGUCAAAGUCGGAUGAGGCGCCCUUCCGACGCAAGUUCCAUGAGGGGAGGACCACAGCAGCCGGAUCCCUACGGCGUGCCGCCUUCGCCAGGCAUGCCGCCUAAUGGCGACUACAACCGCCCGAUGCAGAAGCAAUUCCAGAGCAAUACCAUUGUGCCGAACAAGAGCACAAUGGUGGAAGAGGAUGACGACGGCAGCCCCAACGAAGACGACGGCGAGGCCUUUGCUCUCGAACGGACUGCCACAAACCGCAGCAAGAGGAGUGAGGUCACAGAGCGGAGCGCCGCAGCAUCAGAGGCCGAUAAGAAGCUACUGGACGAGUACCAGACGCAGGUUCGCGAACUGCGGGAGAAGCUGGACGCCAUGGAGGACGCAAUGAAGAAGAAGGACGACGAACUGAACAGCGUUCUCGACGGUGAGAGAUCACGUUCAACGGCCGCCAACAUGGAGAAGAAGGAAUUUGCGGAUCUCCGACUUGAUCUAGAGAACAAAGUCGCCGAGGCUCAGGACUUGAACGCGUCCCUCAAGCAAGAGUUGGAUCGCAUGAGGGACGAGCACGCAAACGAAGCCCGACAACUAAGAGAGCAAGUGGAUGAAUUACGGCAGUCCAGCGUCGCCGCUGUUACGGUCAAUUCCGGCAACGCCGACAGUGAGCUGCAAAUGGAAAACCAGCGGCUUCGCCUGUCCCUACAAGAACAACAGCAGGUUACGGAAGAUGCUCGGCGCGAAGCUCGCGAGUUCCUCCGGGAGAUGAAGAUACUUUCACAACAGGGUGGCUCGACUUGGCAAAAGCAGGAAGAGCUCGAGAAGACGAUUGAACAGCUCGAAGCAGAGGUUCGCGAAUGGCGGAAUCGAUACGCGCGGACCAAGACCCAGCUUCGCAACAUGCGAGCCUCCUCGCUCGGACUGACGGUUGAGCAGGACGCGGCCAAAUAUGUUCGCGAAAAAGGUUUCACCCAGCAAGACGGCGCGGUUAAGGACAUACACGUCACCAAAUUCCAGAUCGCCAUCGACGAGCUGCUCCAGCGCGCCCGAGCCGAAGACCCUGAUACGGUCAUUGAUGCUAUGAAGCAGGUUGUUGUCAGCGUUCGCCGGAUUACUAAAGAUGUCGACACCGCAGCCGCUGGCAACGAGGAGCUCCUCCAACAGCGUUCGAAACUCAAGGGCAAGAUUUCCUCCACCGCCAACCACCUUAUUACAACAUCCAAAAACUUUGCGUCGUCGGCCGGCAUCACGCCAGUAUCCCUACUCGAUGCCGCCGCCACGCACCUUGUUGCGGCUAUCGUCGACAUCCUCCGGGUUGCGAAGAUUCGGUCCACUCCCGCCGAGGAACUCGAGGAUGAUGACGACGGCACAGUCACGCCCGUAGACUCGACCGGGUUCUUCUCUCCUCGAACUGCUUCGAGGCAAGAGUCGAUAACCCAAGAAUCCUUGCCCACACCAGCACCAUUCCGGGGCCUCGGUAGUGGUGGCAGGACCAGCAUGGACUCGUCAGCUUACAGCCCUGUGAACUCCCCUCGUCAGUCUGCAGACGCAUACAACCAGUCCCAAGGGUCCAACGGAAUGAACGGGGUGGGUUUUGGAAUGAUGAAUCAGAACGCACCGGCAAACGGAUACAACAACAGUAUGCGCCAACAGGGUAACCAAGCUGAAGAUCUCAAGAUUUACCUCGAAGAUCAGACCGCCAUUUUGGUCCAAAACAUUCAGAACUUGGUUGGCUCCAUCCGAAGCGAUGCAUCAAUCAAUCAAAUCACGUCCGAGAUUGGCGGCAUCGUCCAGGUUGUCGACAAAGUUAUCUCGGAGACCGAGGCGUCUGGAAACGGCGGCAUGAUCGCCCGUCUGGUCGCAUGUCGUGAUCGACUCUUGGAGGCCGGCGAGCGCGGCAUGGAUAUUGACCGUGGACAAGACGUCGGCGCCAGCGGACGGAACGAUCGCGAAUGGAGGAUGUGGACACAGACUCUGCCGCCCAUCGCUUUCGAAAUCGCGAGGGAAACAAAGGAGCUGGUUCAACGAGUUGACCGAUUGGUCGGCAAUGGAGACGAUGACUUCUCAUGA
This is a messenger RNA of Colletotrichum higginsianum IMI 349063, 2775 nucleotides long. RefSeq names its product Cell polarity protein. Bases 1 to 2775 code for a protein of 924 amino acids. The transcript has 2 exons. Gene Ontology annotation, molecular function: MAP kinase scaffold activity. Gene Ontology annotation, cellular component: cell cortex of growing cell tip; actomyosin contractile ring. The record is from RefSeq and is a predicted model, not a curated record. Lineage: Eukaryota; Fungi; Ascomycota; Sordariomycetes; Glomerellales; Glomerellaceae.